GUCACGAAAGGGCCUCAAACGAAAGGUGGACGCCCUGAUGCGAUGACGCCCCUUCAUGCGGCGGUGGCGUCUUCUGUUCUAUUUCGCUUAGAAUUUUGAGAGUUCGAGAGCAGUUAUGUUGGAUGCAGAAUUCGAACUGAAGCAGGCUGGUGAUUAUGGCCGGUAUCAACAGCUGCUCUUCUGGUUGGUGUUCUUGCCAUCGCAGCUGCCUUACGGAACCCAUAUGUAUUGCCAACUCGUGGCUUCUUGGACUCCUGACCACUGGUGUAGGAUCCCUCGGGUUGGCCCCGAUGACGAGGCCGUAUAUUUGAAUAUUCGCUCAAACAUGGUGAAGGUGUACAAGAACGCAGAAAUAUGGCAUACUCAAUGUUUCGUGAACCAUACACUGGAAUAUGUUGUUUUAAGCAAGCAUCGAAAGGUAGCUAGGAAGAGAUCCAUGGAUUUCCUCGCCCGUGACCUUUCUGAAUGUGAACAUGGAUGGUUGUAUAACAGGAGUUGGCUGGGGAAUGUGGAUAGUAUAGUUUCGGAGCAUACCUAUCAUGAACAUCUUGAACUGACACUCCACACCUGUGCCUCUCUGGUCUUGGGCUUUAAGUUCGAUUCUCUGCUUGUGGCGUCCUUGGUCACCCCCUUUAUUUCAUUUCCUAUUGCCUCCUAUCAUUCGUCCAGACCACUUAUGUCUGUGCCUUCGGGCUUACUUGUCAUGAGCCGGACAAGUUGCAUCAAAUGCAAUAUUUCGGCAUAA
Stegodyphus dumicola is the source of this 745-nucleotide messenger RNA. RefSeq names its product beta-alanine transporter-like. Gene Ontology annotation, cellular component: membrane. Lineage: Eukaryota; Metazoa; Arthropoda; Arachnida; Araneae; Eresidae. The record is from RefSeq and is a predicted model, not a curated record. Gene Ontology annotation, molecular function: transmembrane transporter activity. Gene Ontology annotation, biological process: transmembrane transport.